Molecule: messenger RNA, 584 nt
Organism: Capsicum annuum
Lineage: Eukaryota; Viridiplantae; Streptophyta; Magnoliopsida; Solanales; Solanaceae
Product: heavy metal-associated isoprenylated plant protein 39-like
Molecular function (GO): metal ion binding
Source: RefSeq, a predicted model, not a curated record
CAGGGAUUGAUGAAAUGACAAUAGAUAUGAAAAGUAAGACGUUAACCAUUAUAGGGACAGUUGAUCCCGUAACCGUAGUGAGCAAAUUACGCAAGUUCUGGGUGGCAGAGAUAAUGUCAGUAGGACCAAAAGAGGAACCAAAAAAAGCAGAAGAACCAGAAAAAGUGGAGAAGGAUGAGCCUAAAAAGGAAGGAGAAGAAGAAAAAGAAGACAAGAAAGAAGAGACAAAAAAGGAAGAAGAGAAGAAGCCAAUGGUACCUAUAGGCAUGGUAUUUCAAUAUUGAAAGUUUUUUCCUUGGUCAUCAAUGGUGAAUUCAUUGGCAAGACAGAGAUGGACAACUCCCAUUACAGAAAAUUUCAAUUUCUCCCACGCCUCAUUUUUCAGAGCUAAAAAUUCCAAUGCAAACUCAUAAUGAAUUUCUCAACCCGAAUUGAUUAUUGAAGGAUAAUAUUGCAGACACUUUUCACAGACCCCAUUUAUGGGUAUGUUAUUGUUACAGUAAUGGUUACUGAAGGCUUAGAUUUACUGUAUUUUGAACAAAGCAAAAGAGAAAAGUGACGCUACCAUGAUGAUUUUGCUAUUA